AUGCUCUCUUCACCAAGCGGAGACAUGCUCUGGACUGCCGAUCCUGAAUUGAUCAACCCAAUAUCAAGCCAGGCAGCUGGGUCCGUAAAGCCAGUGAAGCUUUUUGGCUUCUUUGGCAUAUAUGGACCAAAUAUGCAGACGACUAUAAACGAUGACGGGAAAUUGCUUCGCAAAAUGAUAGCUCCUCCUAUUGGGUCUCACUCCAACACCAAGAUGUGGCAAGCUUCACUUUUUGAGACGAAAAAGUUUACUGAUUUGCUGAUCCAAAAGAGUUCCAAGGUUACUCUUAUGAAAGAUUGCUUGUUCGAAUUGACUCUACACUGUGUUAUACAGUCCCUCUUUGAUCCAGAGUGGACUUCUGAAUAUUUCAAGGAAGGUUCUACUGGCAGUAAACAAGUUGAGAGGACUGGAUUCGUCGAAGCUAUGUUCACCACUAUCGACAAGAUGGGAAUCCCAGAUAACAUACCAAGCAAAAUUCGAGGCAAGUCACCCUAA
Molecule: messenger RNA, 495 nt
Organism: Botrytis byssoidea
Lineage: Eukaryota; Fungi; Ascomycota; Leotiomycetes; Helotiales; Sclerotiniaceae
Exons: 1
Coding region: 1-495 (164 amino acids)
Molecular function (GO): oxidoreductase activity, acting on paired donors, with incorporation or reduction of molecular oxygen; heme binding; iron ion binding
Source: RefSeq, a predicted model, not a curated record